Sinocyclocheilus grahami is the source of this 587-nucleotide messenger RNA. Its product is annotated as GH3 domain-containing protein-like. Bases 48 to 587 code for a protein of 179 amino acids. Gene Ontology annotation, cellular component: cytoplasm. Gene Ontology annotation, molecular function: acid-amino acid ligase activity. The transcript is spliced from 6 exons. The record is from RefSeq and is a predicted model, not a curated record. Lineage: Eukaryota; Metazoa; Chordata; Actinopteri; Cypriniformes; Cyprinidae.
UUAUACCAGAGGAGGAUCUGGAUUCAGAACGACCCAAAACUCUCCUGAUGGAGCAGCUUCAAGAAGGACAUAACUAUGAGUUGCUGGUCACCAACGCUUCAGGAUUAUUCAGGUAUCGCAUUGGAGAUGUUGUGAAAGUAGUUGGGUUUCAUAACCAGUGUCCAAAAGUGGAGUUUCAGUAUAGGCGCGGUCAGAUGUUGAGCGUGCGUGGUGAGAAAGUGUCUGAAUCACUGUUUUUGGGGGCUCUUAAGAAGGCAGUGACACAGUGGCCAGGAGCCAGACUAAUAGACUACAGCUGCGUUGAGAGUGGCAUUUUAGGCAGUGCAUCUGGAAUAGCUCAGCCGCAUUAUCUUGUGUUUGUUGAGCUAAAGGGUGUGAGGAACCUCUCAGAGGAACAAAGAUACAAGUUAGACCACUGCCUACAGGAGGACUCUGAUAUCUACCGAUCCUUCAGGAUGAAGGGCAGCAUCGGACCAAUGAGAGUUCAGCUCGUUCGUGAGGGAACUUUCCAAGAACUGAAAGAUCGCAUGAUGGCCUUCUCCAGUGCUUCGUCUAACAACUUCAAAAUGCAGCGUGUGAUACCUUGA